UCGCCCCCGCGCAGGCGUCUUUCUGGCCAGUCGCGCGUGGGCUGAGGCCCUGGGCGGGCGUUGCGAAGACUUGUUUGCUUGAGUUUGGACCCUGCGACAGUUCUCAUUUCCCUCUCAGUGGAGCGGGCGCGCACCCGGGUUAGGCGAAUGGGUAGCUAGACGCAUAGGCUGGGGAGCGUGGGGGCUGCGGCCAUGAACUCGCCCGUGGACCCCGGCGCUCGGCAGGCGCUGAGGAAGAAGCCGCCGGAGCGGACUCCAGAGGACUUAAAUACUAUUUAUUCUUACCUCCAUGGAAUGGAAAUACUAUCAAACCUCAGGGAGCAUCAGCUCAGGUUACUGUCUACAAGAGCACGCUAUGAAAGAUACAAUGGCAAUCAUGUGCUUUUCUGUUCAGAAACUAUUGCCAGAUGUUGGUAUAUCCUGCUUUCUGGAUCUGUCCUUAUAAAAGACUCCAUGGUCCUUCCUCCCUGUAGUUUUGGUAAGCAGUUUGGAGGAAAAAGAGGAUGUGAUUGUCUUGUAUUAGAGCCUUCAGAAAUGAUUGUGGUAGAGAAUUCCAAAGAUAAUGAAGAUAUUUUACAAAGAGAAAUUCCUGCCAGACAAUCUCGACGAAGGUUCCGGAAAAUUAACUAUAAAGGAGAGCGUCAAACCAUAACUGAUGGGGUGGAUGUUGAUAACUACUUUUUGCUUCCAGCUGAUCUUACCAAGAUGCACCUCACAGACAACCCUCAUCCACAGGUGACUCAUGUGUCUUCUAGUCAGUCUGGCUGUAGCAUUGCCAGUGACUCUGGGAGCAGCAGUUUAUCCGAUAUCUAUCAGGCUACAGAGAGUGAAGUAGGAGAUGUAGAUUUAACCCGCCUUCCAGAAGGACCUGUUGAUUCUGAGGAUGAAGAAGAAGAGGAAGAAGAGAUUGACCGAACAGAUCCACUGCAGGGUCGAGAUCUUGUUCGAGAGUGUCUUGAAAAGGAACCUGCAGACAAAACUGAUGAUGAUGUUGAACAGUUACUUGAGUUCAUGCACCAGCUACCAGCCUUUGCGAACAUGACCAUGUCUGUACGGAGAGAGCUCUGCUCCGUCAUGAUUUUUGAAGUAGUGGAACAGGCUGGGGCUGUCAUUCUUGAAGAUGGACAAGAGCUUGACUCAUGGUAUGUCAUUUUAAAUGGCACUGUAGAAAUUAGUCAUCCAGAUGGGAAAAUUGAAAAUCUCUUCAUGGGAAAUAGUUUUGGAAUUGUCCCCACUCUGGAUAAGCAGUACAUGCAUGGAGUUGUCAGGACCAAAGUCGAUGAUUGUCAGUUUGUCUGCAUAGCCCAACAGGAUUAUUGGAGAAUUUUAAAUCAUGUGGAAAAAAAUACCCAUAAAGUUGAGGAAGAAGGAGAAAUUGUCAUGGUACAUGAGCAUCGUGAGCUAGACCGGAGCGGAACCAGAAAAGGGCACAUUGUAAUCAAGGCAACACCCGAGCGUCUCAUCAUGCAUUUGAUAGAAGAACAUUCUAUUGUGGACCCAACAUAUAUAGAAGAUUUCCUAUUAACUUAUAGAACAUUUCUUGAAAGUCCUUUGGAUGUUGGGAUCAAGCUUUUGGAAUGGUUUCAGAUUGACAGCCUAAGGGAUAAGGUGACGCGGAUUGUACUUUUGUGGGUAAAUAAUCAUUUUAAUGAUUUUGAAGGUGAUCCUGCUAUGACUCGAUUUCUAGAAGAAUUUGAAAAAAAUCUAGAAGAUACAAAAAUGAAUGGUCACCUCAGGCUAUUGAAUAUUGCCUGUGCUGCAAAGGCUAAGUGGAGGCAAGUCGUGCUGCAGAAGGCGUCCCGUGAGUCCCCACUACACUUCAGUCUUAAUGGAGGCAGUGAGAAGGGAUUUGGUGUCUUUGUAGAAGGAGUGGAACCUGGUAGCAAAGCUGCUGAUGCAGGACUGAAACGGGGUGAUCAGAUAAUGGAAGUCAAUGGACAAAACUUUGAGAAUAUUACAUUUGUUAAAGCCCUUGAAAUUUUGAGGAAUAAUACUCAUCUUGCACUUACUGUAAAGACCAACAUUUUUGUGUUCAAAGAGUUGCUCAGUAGGACUGAACAAGAGAAAUCCGGUGUUCCUCAUAUUCCCAAAAUUGCUGAAAAAAAAAGUAAUCGCCAUUCAAUACAAGAUGUCCCAGGAGAUAUUGAACAGGCACCACAGGAGAAAGGAAAUAAGAAAAUUAAAGCAAAUACUGUUUCGGGUGGAAGAAACAAAAUCAGGAAAAUUCUGGAUAAAACACGAUUUAGUAUCUUGCCUCCAAAAUUAUUUAGUGAUGGAGGCCUGAGCCAGUCACAAGAUGACAGCAUUGUGGGAACCAGGCACUGUAGGCACAGCCUGGCUAUAAUGCCAAUUCCUGGAACGCUCUCAUCCAGCAGCCCAGAUCUCUUGCAGCCUACCACCAGCAUGCUGGACUUUUCCAAUCCUUCAGAUAUUCCUGAUCAAGUUAUAAGAGUUUUCAAAGCAGAUCAACAAAGUUGCUACAUUAUCAUCAGUAAAGAUACCACAGCUAAAGAAGUGGUCUGCCAAGCUGUUCAGGAAUUUGGUUUGACUGGUGCAUCUGACACAUACUCUCUCUGUGAAGUUUCUGUUACUCCUGAGGGUGUCAUAAAGCAGAGAAGACUUCCGGACCAGUUCUCCAAAUUAGCUGAUAGAAUUCAACUCAAUGGAAGGUAUUACCUAAAAAAUAACAUGGAAACAGAAACAUUGUGUUCUGAUGAAGAUGCCCAAGAACUGCUUAAGGAAAGCCAGCUAUCCAUGCUGCAGCUCAGCACCAUUGAGGUUGCCACGCAGCUGUCAAUGAGGGACUUUGAUUUGUUUCGUAAUAUUGAGCCUACUGAAUACAUUGAUGAUCUUUUUAAAUUAGACUCCAAAACAGGAAAUACUCACUUGAAACAGUUUGAAGACAUUGUAAACCAAGAGACAUUCUGGGUUGCCUCAGAGAUUUUAAGUGAAUCAAAUCAACUCAAAAGAAUGAAGAUUAUUAAACAUUUUAUUAAAAUUGCCCUUCAUUGCCGAGAGUGCAAGAACUUCAAUUCCAUGUUUGCAAUAAUAAGUGGCCUGAACCUCGCACCCGUAGCACGGCUUAGAGGCACUUGGGAAAAGCUACCAAGCAAAUAUGAGAAACAUCUCCAAGAUCUCCAAGACCUUUUUGAUCCAUCUAGAAACAUGGCAAAAUACAGAAAUAUUCUUAGUAGUCAAAGCAUGCAGCCUCCAAUUAUCCCACUCUUCCCAGUUGUCAAGAAAGAUAUGACAUUUCUCCAUGAAGGAAAUGACUCCAAAGUAGAUGGCUUAGUAAACUUCGAGAAGCUAAGAAUGAUUGCCAAGGAAAUCCGUCAUAUUGUUCGAAUGACUUCUGCUAACAUGGACCCUGCCAUGAUGUUCCGACAGAGGAAGAAGAGGUGGCGGAGUCUGGGGUCACUGAGUCAAGGCAGCACAAAUUCCAACAUGCUAGAUGUUCAGGGAGGUGCUCACAAAAAAAGAGCGCGCCGUAGCUCACUGCUGAAUGCCAAGAAGCUGUAUGAAGAUGCCCAAAUGGCAAGGAAAGUGAAACAGUAUCUUUCUAGUCUGGACAUAGACACCGAUGAGGAGAAGUUCCAGAUGAUGUCAGUGCAGUGGGAGCCUGCAUAUGGUACCUUGACAAAGAACUUAACUGAAAAAAGGUCAGCCAAGUCAUCUGAAAUGUCUCCUGUGCCUUUGAGGUCAGUUGGCCAAACAGCUAAAGUCCACCUGCAUCAGCCACACAGAGUGAGCCAGGUGCUUCAGGUGCCAGCAGUUAACUUGCACCCCAUCAGGAAGAAAGGACAAGCCAAAGACCAUAUACUGAGUACAAGCUUACCUCAGAAAGGCUUGGGAACAACUGAGGAAGUGAGUGGUAAGAGACACACAGAAGACACUAUUUCUGUGGCAUCCUCUCUGCAUUCUAGCCCUCCCGCAUCUCCUCAGAGCUCCCCUCGCAAAGGUUAUACCCUCAUGCCAUCAGCUAAAUGUGACAACUUGUCUGACUCCAGCCACAGUGAAAUCUCCUCUCGGUCCAGCAUUGUGAGCAACUGCUCUGUUGACUCCAUGUCUGCAGCUGCACAGGAUGAACGCUGUUCUGCCCACACCCUAGCAGUUCCUGAGCCCACAGGGGCAUUGGAAAAGACAGAUCACCCUUCAGGGAUCACAGACCACAGUCAGCUUGCUCACGGGUGGAUGCUGUCAAAGCCGUCUCUUAUCAAGGGUAUAGCCGUCUCAUCUUCCCUGAGCAGUGAGGAGAUGUCUCAUGAGCACGUUGUGCUAGAAGCAGCGGACAGUGGUCGUGGCAGCUGGACAUCCUGUUCCAGCAGCUCCCAUGACAACUUCCAAAGCCUUCCAAACCCAAAAGGCUGGGACUCUCUGAACUCUUACAGACACACGCAUUUAGAUGACCCUAUUGCCGAAGUUGAGCCCACUGACGGUGAGCCCUGUGCCUGCCCUAAGGGCUGCUCAAGAACUUGUGGCCAGUGCAGAGGCAGCCAGCUAAGGCAGAGUUGGGCCUCCUCCAGCCCACUCUCUGACACAUGGGAACCAAACUAUGGGACAAUUAAGCGGAGAGUAGUGGAAGGUCCAGCCCCGGCAGAGGUGCCUGAUGGGCUGGAGCUUAGGGACACCACUGACCCUGUUUAUAAAACUGUCACUUCCAGUACAGACAAGGGCUUGAUUGUGUACUGUGUCACCUCACCCAAGAAAGGUGAUAGGUAUAGGGAGCCACCUCCCACUCCUCCAGGAUAUCUGGGAAUUUCUUUAGCGGACCUAAAGGAAGGACCCCACCCGCAUCUAAAACCUCCAGACUAUAGCGUGGCAGUGCAGAGGUCAAAGAUGAUGUUUAACAGCCUGUCUAGACUGACGUCAGCUCCUCCCAGUAGCCACACCUCGACCUGGGUUCCCUCGAAGAUUGGAUCCCAGCCUCACAGGCAUAGUUUGCAGCCGUCCCAUCCCACACUAGCAGAUGUGGCGGAUGCAGAUAGCGAAGCAGAUGAAAAUGAACAAGUGUCAGCAGUGUAGCCUUUGGAUAGCACAUUGGAUACCACUGGAAGCCAGGAACAUGGACAAGAGCUCGUGGUUCUGCAGGUCAAGGCCAACAGCUCACUGCUGCCACUAACCCUGAUGUGUUCUCGCUGGCUCUGAAGAUGAGCUCUUCCUUUUGUUCUGUUCCUGUAGGUGCAGUGUCCUUAGCUGGAUGUCACACCUGAUCCUAGCCUACACUUUGCACAUCACUCCCGCCUUGGGACCACAUUCAAGCUCAGAAUUGUUCCCCCGAUAUCACUAUAGGUUUUUCUUUUUUUCAAAUCAUUUUAAAGAUAGUGGUAUUAUAAUUAUUUCCAAGCCAUAGCUUGGGCUAAAGGACACAUUCAAAAUGUCUGCCAAUACCAAGGAUAGUCUUGUGUAUUUGAAAAGUAACUUAUUAUUUGAAGUAUUGUUGUUUUGUUUGUAUUCAAGAGCUCUUGUUAGCUGUUGUUUGUUUGAGUCUAUAAAGCUGUGUGUGGUAUAAGCAGCAGGCAUCAUCCUGACACAGGUACAGAGAUGUAGCAGCAUUGUAGUGGACACUCAGGUGAACUAAACACCUGUGCAGGUAAAGUGUGAGCACCCUGCUUACCGUCAUGUGGGCUGCGGCAGCCACGGGGGUCUGGGUGAUCUUGUGGAAAGGGGAGCAGAGAGGGAAUAGGAAGGGAAAACCCUGAUUUCCAAAAUAGAAAAGGUUAACAUUGAACUUGUUUCUGAAAUGAACUUCAUGCUGCACCCAAUUGUGAGGGUACUACAGACCCACUGGAAAUGGAUUCUAGAGAGUUGUGUUUCUAUAGAAACCCUAAGCUAACAUUCCACAACUCAAGUGUGGAAUUCAUAGUUUAAAUACAUUUAUAUUGAAGGAGGUGGAGAGAUGGCUCAGUGCUUAAAAUGCUCUUGCAGAGGGCCUCUUUAAUUUCUAGCACUCAGCAAGGCAGUGGUGGCGCACGCCUUUAAUCCCAACACUCGGGAGGCAGAGGCAGG
Molecule: messenger RNA, 6006 nt
Organism: Acomys russatus (golden spiny mouse)
Lineage: Eukaryota; Metazoa; Chordata; Mammalia; Rodentia; Muridae
Gene: Rapgef6
Product: Rap guanine nucleotide exchange factor 6
Exons: 29
Coding region: 193-5022 (1609 amino acids)
Biological process (GO): positive regulation of GTPase activity; Ras protein signal transduction; positive regulation of ERK1 and ERK2 cascade
Cellular component (GO): endocytic vesicle; plasma membrane; apical plasma membrane
Molecular function (GO): protein binding; guanyl-nucleotide exchange factor activity
Source: RefSeq, a predicted model, not a curated record